GAAAACAAACUUUUUGAAUGUUUCUCAUAAGAACACUUUUCAGCUAGAAAAAAAAUACAAAUGGAAUCCAAGAAUAAAGAGGAUGAAGAAGAAAAGUCUUCAUAUGAAUCGCUACCAAAGUCUUCUAAUGACAAACUACUGCUUAACAAUCCACGAAUCAUGGCUUCAAUUCAAACGAAGUUCGAAGAUUUCGAGAAUGAACUUCAAGGAGUAGCAUGUCUCAGUGAAAAAGAAAUAUGGACAUGCGGAAAUGAAAAUGACUCCAUAAUUUUGUAUAAUCUACAAGGAGAAGAGAUUAAGUGUAUCAAUACGAAAUCGGGUAACAUGCCUUGGGAUAUAGCAGUUACUAAAUUAGGGGAUCUUUGUUAUACCGAUGCUAAAGAAAGAACUUCGAAUAUUUUCAAAAACUCAUAUUCAGGUAUACAUGAAGUCAUCCGGUUAGAAUCUUGGAUACCUCGCAAUCUAUGCUGCGACUCGUCCGGCGAUUUUCUCGUAAUAAUGGAUAGCAAUGACGCUAAACAAUCAAAAGUUGUGCGGUACGCUGGUAACAUAGAAAAACAGACAAUACAGUACAGUGAAAAGGAUGAACGACUUUAUUCAUCUAGUUCUUUUAAAUACAUAUGUGAGAACAAACAUUUAGAAAUAUGUGUCGCUGACAAAGUAGCAAAUGCAGUGGUUGUAGUAAGCCAUUCUGGAUUAUUAAGAUUUACAUAUACUGGGCACUCUUCUCAGAUGUCGUUUACUCCGGUAGGUAUCGCCACCGACAGCACGUGUCUUAUUCUUGUAGUAGAUCAUGACCACCAGAUUAUACACGCUGUGGAUCAGGAUGGACAAUUUAUCAGCUACAUUAAAAACUGCAACUUACAGUCCCCAUGGGCUAUAUGUGUAGUCAGCAAAGACAGACUCUUCGUGGCUGAGAGUUUAACAGGGCAAGUGAAGAACAUUGAAUAUAAAAACGUUUGA
Molecule: messenger RNA, 963 nt
Organism: Magallana angulata
Lineage: Eukaryota; Metazoa; Mollusca; Bivalvia; Ostreida; Ostreidae
Product: tripartite motif-containing protein 2-like
Exons: 2
Coding region: 61-963 (300 amino acids)
Source: RefSeq, a predicted model, not a curated record